UGAGCCAGCGCGCGCGCGGCGCUGUUCAGUUUGGUUGUGGACGAGACGCGCGGCUCAAAUCCGAGACGAGGCUCGCUCUGGCCGGCUGCUGGCCCAGGACGCCAAGGCCGACCCGUGCCGGAGCUUGAUGGUGUGCGAGGACUGCGGGAUGUUCGGCAACAUGCUGGAGAGGGUGCGCGCCCUCUUCCGCGCCCACGGCUACGCUCCCCCGCGGCUCGAGCACCGCGGCGGCAGCGGCCGGCGCAACUACUACUACCCGGGCGACGUGCUGCCCAAGCCCCCCGCCGGGCCCUACGGCAUCCGCGGGCCCGGCCGGGGCAGGGCGCUCAACGAGCUUGACGGCGAGCUGGUGGUGUCGACGGGGCCGCUGUCCACCGGGCCACUGUCCGUGGUGGCCGUGCUGAGCGUGGACCUGUGCCUGGCGGAGAACGGCGGGGUGCACAACACGGCCCGCUUCGAGCUGAUGGAGCGGCCCCGGGACGCGCGCCUCGUCGUGCGCCGCGGCCAGGCCUUCGCCCUCGUCCUGGCGCUCAGCAGGCCCUUCCAGCGCCACCGCGACGCCAUGAGCUUCAUCUUCUCCGUCGUCGACGCGGGCAAGAACAGUUUCGGCCAGGGCACCCUGGUCGCCGUGCCCCUCCUGGAGAAGAUCGCCGACUCCCCGGCCGAGUGGAGCGCCGUCCUGGACGCCACGGACGGCAACUACAUCCGCGUGCUGAUCACCCCGGCCGUGACGUGCAUCGUCGGCGAGUGGAAGAUGGACGUGGACACCAAGCUGCAGGGCGACGGCGCGCUCAGCUACUCGCUGCCCGGCGGCAUCUUCAUCCUCUUCAACCCCUGGUGCCCAGAGGACCAGGUGUACCUCUACGGCGAGGACCUGCGCCAGGAGUACGUGCUGAGCGACUCGGGCCUCAUCUACCGCGGCUCCUACAACCGGAUCCGGCCCACCGUCUGGAAGUUCGCGCAGUUCGAGCGCGACAUCCUGGAGUGCACGCUCUACCUGGCGGCCAGCGUGGGCCGGCUGUCGCCCUCCAGCCGCGCCGACCCCGUCAAGACGGCGCGCGCCCUCUCCGCCGCGGUCAACUCCCCGGACGACAACGGCGCCGUGAUGGGCAACUGGACGAGCGAGUUCGAGGGCGGCACCCCGCCCACCAAGUGGGUGGGCUCCAUGAAGAUCCUGCAGACGUUCCACAAGACGCACAAGCCCGUCAAGUACGGCCAGUGCUGGGUGUUCUCCGGCGUACUCGGCACUCUGUGCAGAGCGCUGGGCAUCCCCUGCCGCGUGAUCACGUGCUACGCCAGCGCCCACGACACGCAAAACAGCCUCACGGUGGACUAUUUCGUCAACGACGCCGGCAAGGUCAUGGAGGAGCUCAACAGCGACUCCAUCUGGAACUUCCACGUCUGGAACGAGGUCUGGAUGCAGCGGCCGGACCUGGAGCCGGCGCCGCAGUACGCCGGAUGGCAGGUGAUCGACUCGACGCCGCAGGAGCUGAGCGACGAUAUGUACCGCUGCGGCCCGGCCUCCGUGGCGGCCGUCAAGCGCGGCGAGGUGCUCCGGCCCUACGACGCCAACUUCGUGUACGCCGAGGUGAACGCCGACAAGGUGUUCUGGAAGUACGCCGGCCCCACUCAGCCGCUCAAGCUCCUGCGCAAGGAUACCCUCGGCAUCGGGCUGCUCAUCAGCACCAAGGCGGUGGGUCGCUGGACCCGCGAGGACGUCACGCACACCUACAAGUACCCCGAGAAGAGUGACGAGGAGAGGACAACGAUGCUGAAGGCGCUGGAGACGAGCGAGUCCUUGUUCAGCCGGUACUACCUCAACGAGGACUUCAACGACCUCAAGUUCGACUUCCAGCUCCGGGACGACAUCGUCAUCGGCCAGCCCUUCUCUGUGGUGGUGUUGCUGCGGAACCGCAGCCGGCAGGAGGACCACCACGUGACGGUGGUGCUGCGCGUCGACACGGUGCUGUACACGGGCCGCGUCAAGGAGCCCGUCAAGAAGGAGCGCUCCGUGCACACCGUGCCCGCCGGGACAGAGGAGGAGGUGCGGUUGGACGUGACGUGGGACGAGUACGCGCCGCGCCUCAUGGACCAGGCCGCCUUCAACAUCGCGUGCCUCGCCACCGUCCACAACACCAACUUCGAGUACUUCGCGCAGGACGACUUCAGAGUCAGGAAGCCCGACAUCAAAAUUCAGCUGGAGAGCGAGCCGAUCACGGACCGGGAGCUGUUGGCGUCCGCCACCCUGGUCAACCCGCUCCCCGUGCCCCUCAAGCGAGCCCAGUUCAUCAUCGAGGGCCCCGGCGUGGACAAGCAGCUCAAGAUCGACAUGGCACAGUCCAUCCCCCCGAACGGCGCGGCCACCGUGUCCUUCCGCAUGGUGCCCAGGGUGCCCGGCAAGGCCACCAUCGCCGCCAAGUUCGUGUCCAAGCCCCUCGACGACGUUGACGGCUUCCUCGAGUUCAUGGUCUCGCUCAACCCGGACACGCUCGCCUGAAAACCUCGCGCCUCUCCCUGCUGCUGUGUUUUUCUCACGCACUGGGAGGUGGAGGAGGCGGAAGGUGGCGAUGCCAGAAGACACAACGAAGAUACUGGACGGUGAAGACGGAAGGUGACGCUAGACACUCAAAUAUACUGCAGCCAUUUUCCUGCCCAACCUUUAUUUAAGAGCACUUCGCUAUUUGUUGAAAAAUAGCACU
Molecule: messenger RNA, 2699 nt
Organism: Frankliniella occidentalis (western flower thrips)
Lineage: Eukaryota; Metazoa; Arthropoda; Insecta; Thysanoptera; Thripidae
Product: annulin
Exons: 14
Coding region: 128-2497 (789 amino acids)
Biological process (GO): peptide cross-linking
Molecular function (GO): protein-glutamine gamma-glutamyltransferase activity
Source: RefSeq, a predicted model, not a curated record